Messenger RNA from Trematomus bernacchii (emerald rockcod), 3772 nucleotides. RefSeq lists its product as uncharacterized. NCBI's taxonomy places the organism in Eukaryota, Metazoa, Chordata, Actinopteri, Perciformes, Nototheniidae. The transcript is spliced from 8 exons. The record is from RefSeq and is a predicted model, not a curated record. The coding region runs from base 438 to 2954 and encodes 838 amino acids.
AUCAAGCAUUUUGGACUUCCGCUGUCGUAACUCUUCUAUCUAUAUGGCGCUGGGUACGACCAGAGCCGUAUAUGGCGCUGGGUACGACGGUAGAAGUCUAUUUACAGUCACACGUCGUUCAUUCUAUAUAAAUGAAUGAGCUACGGGAAUCCACAAUUAUGUUGGACACUGUUUAAUCUAUGUGUACAUUGACAAUGUAUGUAGAAUAUAAAAGAGCAAGUACCGGUAAUUUUUAACUCCGUGCUGACGUAGACUUUUAUUCUGAAGGAAUUGCUCCGGAUGUUGUCCUUUUCACUGUAAUAUUUCCGGUGGCAGGCUUAAGCAUCUGUGCAGCCGACUGUAGAAACACGUAAAACAGCACAUUUGCUUAGAAAUAGUUUCCCUUUGGUGUAUUCACUCUUCGGUGGAGGAGUUUGAAUGCCCUCUUGAACACCAACAUGUACCGCCCGGUUAAACCUGGACACGACAUGUACCGCCCGGGUAAACCUGGACACGACAUGUACCUCCCGGGUAAACCUGGACACGACAUCUACCGCCCGGGUAAACCUGCACACGGCCCGCCGCCGUUCGGACCUCUGCCACCCCAUGGCCCUCCUUUCAGACACGGAGGGCCCUGUAGGGGUCCCCCCCCAGGACACACACCACCUGCACCUUGCGGACCCUUUUCAGCCACACCGCCGGAUAACCAUUAUCUCCACAACAGGCCACCAAGAGGUCAUUUCACGAGACCCCAAUGUAGCAGCUUCUCCAUAGACCGUAGUACUGUGAUUGCUGUGGGAGGCAGCCAGCAGAUCGUCCCUCCUCCACAACCACUGCAUAUUCCCAUCCCAAAGUGGAAUACAACUCCGGUUGAACAUCCUCCAGACAGCAGUGACCAAGCUGGUGAGGAAUUCCUGAGAUGCAUCGCAACAAACAAGCCUUUGCCAGACUAUCUCAAAGGGAACAUGGCAUACAACCUGGCUGAAGCUUUUAAGUCGGCAAGUGUCCUGAAAGAAGCAAUGAAAUCAAACCCUGAGUUCCAGAAGAAUACAUCCAGGAGCAGAAGCCGCAGUCGAACCCGCGGAAAAUCUCGAGCCAAGAGCCGUGCAAGAAGCAAAAGCCGAUCGCCAGACCGAAGCGGACGGAGCAAAAGUCGUGCUCGGGGCAAGAGUCGGCCAAGAAGCAAGAGCAGGGCAAGAAGCAAAAGCAGGGCGAGAAGCAAAAGCAGGGUCCGCAACAGGAGUCGGAGCCACAGUCGAAGCAAGAAGAGUCAUGUGCGGAGCAAGAGCCGGGUCAGGAGGUCCAAGUCACGAAGCAGCAGUGCUGAAAGGAGGCAUGGAAAAGACAAAAAGAGAAAGAGGAGCACCAGCCCCAGCUUUGGCAGCAGUGUUGGCAUCAGUCAUAAUCUGACGGAAAAUAGUCUGUUAAAAGGACUGAAGCUGGUCAUGAACAGCAAAGAACUGGAGGAGCGGAUGCCCACUCUCAAAGAUGCCAUCCUCACUAUUCAGGGUUCAGAUGGAAGCAGAAAAGUGGAGCGUGUUCAUGAAGAGCUCAGACAUCAGCAACAUGAGAGCAAUGAUAAUUCAUCAUCAUUGGAAAAUGACAGUAUGCUGCUUCCUCAUGACAGAGUAGGGAGCGACUUCUCUUGGCUGCAGGCGCAGAGUCAGCAGGAAUCCGCAGUCCUGAAGGCUGAGGAGCUUGAAGAUGAAGAGUCGUUCUUGUACGGUAAUGAAGACACUGGAGAAAAACAAACCAAUAAAUCCUCCACCACACUUUUUGCAGCAUACAAACCACAGGGAAUGGAUAGUUCAGAAAGUCAACAGAACAAGCCCAUUUUCAGUAGCUUUGGGGAUCUGCUUGAUCUCAAGCAAACCCUUCAAAGGACUUCCUCGAGCGUAGCCUCUGCCAGUCUGGACAGCAGUGAGUGUGAGAAGAUCAAGAACAUAUUAAAAAGUCUGGACACAGUAGACGUCGGCAAGAUCAUGGGGAAGAUCCAGGGUCAAAAGGUGGAGAAGCAGCGGUCUCCUGCACCUUCCAGUUCAGAGCGGGCAGCAGCAGCCUUAGCCCUGCCCGAGCUGGGUAACCCUAAUGUACGGCAAGCUCUGCAGUCCCUACAGUCACUGAUCAAAGCAACAAAGGAGAAGCGUGAACAAAAUGAUGGCAGUGGUACAUCGCAGACAUCCUCUGAUAAUCACAAGGCACGUGACAAUGAGGAAGGGAAGAAUGACAAACAAGCCCGGAUAAAAAAAAUGGAAUCCUUGAUGAAUGAGCUGGAAGGAUUGUUGAAACAGGAUGGAUUGAGUUUUCUGUUACCAGUGAUUGGGUUUUACUGUCAGAAAUGUGAGGAGUUCAUUGGGGAUUUGAGUAGUGCUGAAACCCAUGCAGCCAUCCACCGCCAUGGGAACUCGGGUAGUCAUAAAGCGCGGAUGGACAGGAAUGCUGAAGACAGCAAGGGACCCUCGCGCCAUUUGAGCAGCAGCUCUGCUUAUCCACAACCCUCAGACAGGAGGGACCACAGGGGCUCUGAAUACAGAGACUCAGCAGAGCACAGGAGUCACAGAGACCCCCAGCGAGACCCCCAGCAAAACUGGAGGGACGACAGAGAUCACAGAAGCAAAAACCACAACGAGGGCGGGAGCCACGGAGACGCCAUGGGAAACAUGUCCUUGAAACAGGAGAUGAGGAAGGAGAGGCUCCUCAUCACGGUGUCUCGUGGACAGACCCCUCCUCCUAAAGGGAGGGCCAAAAAGGAGGUAAACAAGGAGCAGAACAUCGGGAGUCAUAACAAAAUCAAAGUGGAAGACACUGACGGCAAGGGAAAUCAAUCCAAGAGCAGCGGAGAAAAGAAAGGCCUAGUAAAAUAUGAAAGCAGCGACAGUAGUGAUGAUGACAAAGGUAAAGCACAGAAAGACAAAUCCCCUAAAAAGAAAAAGAAGAAGAAGAAGGAGAAGAAGAAAAAGAAGGAGAAGUCCUAAGUGUUGAGUUAUGCUUGAACCUACACUGAGAACCACAUGGUUAUUUUUUAUAUGUAUGAUCCGCAGAGGAAGGAGUUUUCAUGGUGUAAGGAAGUGCACUUCCCUUAGAUAAAGAUUCAUAUAAAUGUUAUCUUUGUGAGUCUGGUUGAGAGGGUUCUCGCCUGAAGUUUUGAGUUCUUUGAGGAGUAAGUUCCUCGCUCUGCUACUUCCAAACACAUUCGAGACUCAUCUCUACUGGACGCACAGGUGACAUUUCGAAAAUCUUCUUUGGCUGUAAAUCGUCCAAAAUGUCAGCAUGCUUAUUUUGCUUUGUUGCUUCCUACAGAUUUGACAAUGAGAAUGAAUAUGUUGCUGUACAGUAAGCUUACAGUAAGCUUUCAGUUAACCCCCACAUCCUGGUUUGAUGUUUCAAGUCAGUGUUUGAAUUAUUGUAUUAAUACCAUAGUUACCGUGUACCGUGAUGGAAAUGUGAUGUGUGUAUUUUGCAGUUGUGUUCCACUUUCCAACUUGUCUGUAUUUUUAUCUGAAAUACAAGAUCACACACAAGUCUGUCUCCUGUUUUGACAUUUUGAAAUAAAGAAAUGUGUUUACCACAUCAUUUGAAUUAGUCAAAUGCUAUUGCAAUCAAGAGAUCAGAUGAAUGCUUCAUGGGUUUGCAGUGCAUUGGCUAGAAUGAUAGCAAAAAGAAGACAGUUUACAGGAUAGCAGAAUCCUUCACAUACUGUAGCAUUAUAGAAAGUCAAAUGCUGUAGGGUAGUGUUGUAUUUAUGAUAUCUUACGUUUAUAUAUCUUUAAAACUACAUUAAAGGAGACAUGUC